Messenger RNA from Sphaerodactylus townsendi, 4869 nucleotides. It is a transcript of the gene NINJ1, whose product is annotated as ninjurin 1. The transcript is spliced from 4 exons. Gene Ontology annotation, biological process: tissue regeneration; cell adhesion. Gene Ontology annotation, cellular component: membrane. NCBI's taxonomy places the organism in Eukaryota, Metazoa, Chordata, Lepidosauria, Squamata, Sphaerodactylidae. The record is from RefSeq and is a predicted model, not a curated record. The coding region runs from base 351 to 821 and encodes 156 amino acids.
CAGACGCUUGAUGUGGGAUCAUCGCCAGCUCGCAAGAAAGGUGUCACGCCACCCCGAGUCACCGGCGGCGAUGCUUGUUGCGUAGCGGGAUACCGACGCCCUCCAGAAAAACCACCGCCAGAGGGGAUCUCCGGGGUUAGCUGAGCAGCCGCAGCGGCUCAGUCUGCGCUGCUGCUAUUGCGUGUUUAGCCGAGCGGCUGGGAGGGGAAGCUCGUUCGCUGCUCUCUCGCUCUUCCUUCCUUCCCUCCUUCCCACUCGCGCUUCCCAAACAGGCUGCGAGAGACCGCCCAUUGGGCAUCCACCGCCAAGCUCGUAACGGGUCUGUGUCGGUGCCGCUUUCUUGCAGCAGCAUGAACUCGGGCGGAGAAGCCCACGAGAUGAACGGGCUGACUGGAGGGAGCGGCGGCGGCGGCGGCAGCAACGCUCCUCUCGGGGAGGUAAACAAACCUCAAAGACUGUGGCAGAGAAAUGGACCAAUUAACAUUAAUCAUUACGCUAAUAAGAAGAGUGCAGCUGAAAGUAUGUUGGACAUUGCUUUGCUUAUGGCCAAUGCAUCCCAGCUGAAAGCAGUGAUGGAACAAGGACCUACCUUUUCAUUCUAUGUUCCUCUUAUUGUCCUCAUCAGCAUCUCGCUCACACUACAGAUUGGAGUCGGUGUGCUUCUGAUAUUCCUUGUAAAAUAUGACCUUAAUAACCCUGCAAAACAUGCCAAGCUGGACUUUCUCAAUAACCUCGCUACUGGACUGGUGUUCAUUAUAGUGGUUGUGAAUAUUUUUAUCACUGCUUUUGGAGUACAGAAACCUUCACCCACAAAAGCAUAGUAAUGAAGAGCCCACUCUGCGGGUGAUUUCUGCACAUGGACUGUUUCCUCUUGGAUGCAAAGCACGAAGAAACAGAAGCAAUCCAAAGAAGAAUUUUUAUGUAAUUUCCCACUGAGCUAUUGGCCGGAAAGAUCAUUCUGUUAAAUCUCUCAGCUAAAUGAAAUGAUCUUCUGCUACUGUUGGGAAAACUAAAUUAAAAACUAUAAUACAAGAGUUUGUAUUCAGACUUCCAGCACCAACAGUUCCACUUUACCUUGUUACCAUUGCAUCAGAGAUCAAUUCUAUCCAGAUCCUGUUAUCUCACACGUCCACAGACAACUCAGACUUCCCCACUCUCUGUGCCUUCUUGAAGGAUGCUGAGCAGAGAAAGAAGUAACUUCUACACUCAAAAUAGCAACCGAGUACAUACAGGUGCAGAAAUACCUUUUGUACUAAAGAGAGAACAACAUCGUCCUCUAGCAAGUAACUCAGAAACUUGUAAUCUGUGCUUUAUGCAAUUUAUGUGCAUAAAUUUUCUUUGUUUACAUAAUUCCCCAUACAUAAUAUGCCUCAAUGUAGAAUUUGAAGGGCUCUUCUUCUUUUUUGUGAAGGCUAAGGCUGGCAACAAUUGGAUGUUUUGGAUGUCAUUUAUUCAUAGAGUUGCCAUAAGCUGGCUAGUCAACACAUAUCAUACACAAGGUGCUUUCAAACAAUAUGACAGGAGCUUUUAGCGUAGUCAAAUUUCUGUUCUGAGAAGCCGACUAUACCUCAUGCUUCCUCUUGUUAAGGAUUAGUUUAGCUCUCAAAAUCCAAGUGGGCCAAAGAGACCAGGUGACACCCUUUUCUGAGUUCUUGGAAACAACUUUUUCCUUCUUUCUCAGUGUCUGAAUGCAUUAUUUUUAUAUCUGCGUAGGAAAAUAUUCCACUCUUAUCUGUGAGGCCCAGUGCAACCAUUGAACAACCCCUGUUUUUUUAAGGACUCAUAAUAACAACAGCUUGUGUAAGUAUACAAGAUGAGAUAGAAAAACCACAGGAAAAAAACUGAAUAAACAUUGUUCUUAAACUAUAUAUACACAUACACAUGUGUGAAAGAGCACUGAAACAGCACUUAACUUUCAAACUUUGAGCAAAGGCUUUUAAACAGAAAAGCCAGUAGCUAUAGCUACAGAUGUAAACAUUUCAAACAGUUUGGGGCAAUGAAGGAAAAAAAAAUUUCCUGACUUUUUACAAAGUCAAGCAUUUUGGGAAAACAAAUACUUAACUCUCCAUCAAACUCAGGCAUAUUUGAUCUAAUUUCUUAAAGUGCUUCAUUUAUAACAGCAUAUAAAAUUGUACAGUUUGCAUGUUUAUGGAAUUUAAAAGUAUAAACAUGUUGAUUUCCAAUAAGAAAAAUUGCACAUUUACCCAAUACUUGAGAAAAAGUUGAAAACUGUUGUACCACAUGCUGUGUUGGCACAUUAUUUGUCAUUAUCUGUUUCAUCUGAGAGGUAGAAAAAAAAUUGUCUUCAGAAAACAAAUUCUGUAUUAUGCAAAUGAAAGUGCAUUAUUUGAACAGAAAUUCUCUCAGUCACAAUAGGUAGGAAUACCUGCAAAUUUGUAGUUUAAGUUAAACUUGAUAACACUGAAAAUACUAAUACUAUGGCAUAUUAUUUUUUGUUAAAAUUGUUUACAUUUAAGCCAUAAACAUGAUUAAAAAUGAUAAUUCUGUGUGCUGUAGACAUAUACAUUGUACUGAAAAAUUAUGUUGUAUAUGUCUACAUAUACAGAAUUAUAUCUAAUGUUAAAUACUGUUUUAAAAAGUAUUUCAAUCGUUUCAAAACAGAAAAAAAAUCAUAGGAAUUUUUUCACUGUUCCUUAGAAUUUCCAUCGGAAAAACUGGAAAAAGUCCUGAGGCAUUUUCACAUCAUACAUUUUGAAUAAAGAAAAGGUUAGUCCUAAGAACCAUUUCAUUCAUUCCAAAAACAGAAAAUGUUUCUUGGAAAGUUAAUUAGGACUUCCUAAAUUUUCCAAAUUUUUCCAUAGAAAAAAUUGAAAAAAGUCCUCAACAAUAUGUUUCCCAGGCCUUCUCAUCUCUAAGUACAGGCCACACUGCAGUUUUACAUAUUUUGCUUAUUUAUAUAAAAUAGGUUUAAUAGGCUUUUAAAUUUGUGCUGGAUAGUGGACAUUUUUCUAGUGUGAUUUCUUUGCAUUUGAUUUAAAUGGGUAACAUGGUGCAUAAAAUAAUCAUUUUUGAAAGGGGCAUGUUUAGAAAUAAUCAGAAAAUAUGGAUUAUUGCUGGCAAUUGUAUGCAUCGAAAAUAUCUUCGUUAAAAUAUAUAUCAAACAUUCUGUUUCUAAUUUAUUGUAUUUUUACUUGCUUAUAACUUUAUAAUUAAUACAUUUGUUUUUUAUUUUAAAAGUUUUACAUAUACAUAACACAUUGUGGCAAUUAUGCAGAUAAACAAUACUUGCAUUUUCAUUUGCCACUUCAGUUGUUAAAUUUUUCAAGUGACUAUAACAGCAACAAAUUUGAAAGGAAAGAAUAGUAGAAGAUUUGUUUAAGGCUUUCAUGGCUGGAAUUAACUGGCUGUUGUGGGUUCUCCAAGCUGUGUGGCUGUUGUCUGUUAAUUUUUGCUCCUAGUGUUUUGACUGCAUCUACAAGACACGCUUCUGAAGAUGUCAAGCAUAGAUGCAGGCAAAACUUUAGGAGCAAAAACUAAUAGACUGUGACCACACAACCCGGGAAACCCACAACAGCCAGUUGAAGCUUUUCUUGAAAAUAGAGAAUUAUCAUAGAACUAUCUUAAAAUUAGAUUGUUUUACUUCAGAGGGGAAUUGUUAAAUAUUUUUAUAACUUAUUUUCAUUACUGGUAAGAAUAGUUUUCUCCAGAAGAUCUUUCUUGUAAUCUUAAUCGCAUGUAAAUACUGUUAAUAAGGCGGAAGAAUUAAGGGCUGUUUUGGUUUGUGAAGAUUGUCGUUUCUCAUUCAUUACAACUGUUGAAAGAAUGCAGCAUUUCUCUCAUUAUUUGUUUAGGUUUUUAACAGAAUAUUCAGUUCUGUAAUGUCACAGUGGACUUCUUGAUAAAACCAGGUGUCUGAUCUUCUGGUCUGGGUAAAAAAAUCUGAUAAUAAAAUUAUUAAUUUCAAUACACAUUUAACAAAAACCUCUUAAAAUCAUAUAAAAUUUCAUGAGAUUACCAGUAUUGUCAUAAACAGAGUUAUGCUGUAUUCAAAGCCAGUUGAAGUCCGUGGGUUUAGAAGGGUAUAACUCUACUUACAAUUACCUUGUAUGGCAGCAAUACGUAUAAGGAAGGGAUGCUUCCAUGAGUAUGUUUAGGACUGGGCUCUGUCUUCAGGUUUCACAAUUGCUUGCAAUGUUGGUGAAAAGUCAGCAUAUUAACAAAUAUAUCUGUGGGCUUAAGUAUUCUUAGCUCUGUUGAGUUAAAUUAGUCAAUACAUGUGUUUUAACCCUAGGACUUUAGACAAGGCAGUGGUUUUCAGCCAUAGGCUGUGUCCCUCAAGCCACAAUUUUCCUCUUCCUUUUGGAAGAACCUGCUGCUACUAAGCAUUCAUAAAGAGGGAACAAAUGACAUUCAUUAUGGAACAAAAAGAUUAGUGUGGAUGCAGCUCAUAUUUUUGCACACAUAAGAAUAGUGUUUUCUUAGCACUAAGUCUUAUUUGACAAAGGGAGUUUUGACUUUCAAAAGCUCAUACCCUCAAAAUUUUGUUCGCCUCUAGGGAACUACUGGAAUCAAAUCUAGAUUUGUAUUGAGAAAUAGCAAAAUGGCAUUCAUUUGACAAAAAAGUAUUUCCCUAAGGAAAGAUGUCUGGAUCCUUUACAUCAAAGCAACAACUCUAUAUUUAAGUGCUAUAAACUGUAUGAAAACAACAACUAGCCCUUUGAGGACUAGGUCCGUGUGUUUGAGUGCCUCCUCGUAAAAGUCCUACUGGUUACCCUUUGCUGGAGACUGUGUCCGACAUUGUUCUGAUGCUUCUACUCAGGUUGAGACUCUUAUUGUUAUGGACAUUGUAUUCUACUUGCAUUAUGAAAAAGAAAUGUCCCUCUGUUGAUAAAUAAACUUUUUUCAUUA